AUGGAGUCUAGAAAACGACAGCUAACGUCUCUUGAUUCACAAAUUCCUGAGACGAAACGCCUCAAAGAGGAAAUAAAAGAAAACGUUGACGAUGAAGACAGCAAUGAUUCAUUCGAAAAUUUCUGCACAACAGCGGCAAAAAACCCUUCGGAAAAAAAAGCCAGCCCGAGAGCCAGAAGUCAGCGGAUAACAUUAGCAGAAGUCGAUGACGAUGACUCAUUUGAUGCUCCGAUUUGUUCAAAACCGUUACCAGUUUCCACAAAAUCGACAAAACUAGAAAGCGGCGUCGACGGCUUUCCAUGUCUUUUUGAGGAAGAUAAUGUGAUCUAUCUAACAGCAAAAUUAGUCGACAAACGAGAAGAAGGAUGCAUCGACCUCGAAUGUGUUGACAAAAAUGGGAAAACAAGACUUGUAUAUCUUCAGGAUCGAUGGGCCGAGCUAGAUAUAGAAGUAGGCAACGCGAUCAAUUUGAUUGGUCCGGAAAAAUGGGGUGAUGAUGACUACAUCGCUAAUGACACCAAAGGAAUUGUGAUUCUAAACCCGAAUGCGCUUGUGCCAUGUACUGCAGUCGCAUCUUCUCUGUUUUGUUCAAGAAAAGUAAUUCUCAAUGACAAAUUCAAGUUUGGUAACGCCUCAAAUAAAGCUAUGCUUCUCGGAACUAUUAUACACGAAAUUUUCCAGACUGCAAUAACAAGUAAGAAACGUCCACUCGUUGAAGAUAAUCUGCUUCAAAUCUGGAAUACACAAGCACCGAAAUAUGCAGAAGAGCUUGUAGCACUUUCUUUCACUCCAAGUUGUUUGAAUGUUGAAUUGAAGCCCUAUUUCUCGGUGAUUUGUGAUUGGAUUAACAAACACUAUGCGCUUUCAAAUAGUUUUUUUGCAAAACGAGAACAGCUUCCAUCGAAAUCUGAGCUUCUUGAAGUGUACGACAUUGAAGAGAAUAUUUGGGACUCUAAACUCGGAUUAAAAGGAAAAGUAGAUGUGACAAUGCGAACAAAAUCGAAGAAAGGAAUGGAAUCUCUUGAAUUGAAAACAGGAAAAAGUAAUUCAUCGAGUGAGCAUUCAGGACAAGUUUUGUUGUACUGUAUGAUGCAAUCCUCUCGAUACGAGCAACCAAUUGGAUUUGGAAACAUUCUUUAUUUGAAAGAUGGUAUAUCUCGAUGUGUCACCCCUCGUGCUGCUGAAUUGUCUGGAAUUUUGCAACAGAGAAACAUGCUAUCCGUAUUCUUCGAGGAUCCCACAAUGAGCCGGCUUCCUCCACCUCGCCAGGAAAGUAGAUUUUGCGAUAAAUGCGAUCAUAAAGUCAUGUGUUCCUUCUAUCAAAGAGCCGAAGAAAACUAUGGAAAAUCUUCUAAAGCUUUAAAAGAAUUCGCUGAAAACGAGAUGGCUCAUUUAGAUCAGACGCAUAUCGAUUACGUCUCAAAGUGGAUUCGUUGGAUAUCUGCUGAGUGGAAGUGCGAAAGAGAGCGAAUGCAAACACACAACAAGGACUUAUGGCUGAAAACAAUACCAGAACGAGUGGAAGAAGGGACUUGCAUGCAAGAAUUGACCCCCAUUUCAGAAGAAAUGUCAAAUUCACAAAGAAUUAUUAUUUCUUUCUCUCGGAAAUCUUCAUCAGACCCUUCACCAUUUCGCCCAGGAGAUGUGUGUCUCUUAUCGAAUAAGAAAAACGUGGCGAUUGCGUUUACAGUCAUUGAUUAUGUUUCCGACGACGUUAUCAAAGUUUCCUCGGAUAAAAUAGUGAAAUCCCGUUAUGAAGCUCCGUUUCAUCUUGACAAAAACCGUUUACGUAAUGUUCUUGUUGAUUUAUUGCCUCCAAGCAUUGUUGAUACAAGUGUAUUUAAUAUCACACCUGCCGUUAAAAAAAUAAUCGUGAAGGCGAAAUUGAACAAUGAGCAGCGUCGGGCAAUAAUUCACGCGUUAUCCACAGAAGACUACAUGAUUGUAGAAGGUCUUCCUGGAUCUGGAAAAACCACAUUGAUUUCUGUACUCAUUCAAUGCUUACUGGCAACUAACAAAAAAGUACUUUUAACAGCGUUUACUCACUCUGCAGUUGAUAAUAUUUUGGGAAAACUGACGAAGGAAGUAUCACCCGAAAUUAUUCUUCGGCUUGGAAGUAGUUCGACGAUCAACGAAGAAAUCAGAAAGAUGACAUUGAAGGCGAAGUUGGAAAGUGAAUCUUCAGACAACUAUUACGCAUCAGUGAGGCGUGUAAUGAAAACUUCGCCAGUCGUAGCAUGUACAUGUCAUCAUGUUCCUCGUGAGCUUCUUUUUUCUUAUCGGCAUUUUGAUGUCGUGAUUGUGGAUGAAGCAUCUAUGGUACUUGAGCCUCUUCUACUUCCAGUCCUUGCUACCAGCAAGAAAUUCGUUCUUGUUGGAGACUGUAAACAGUUGACUCCUCUAGUUGUUUCUAGAAAAGCCAAGCAAGAAGGAGCCGAAGUUUCAACGAUGGAAAAACUUCAAAAAGCUCAUUCAAACGUCGUCGUUUCGUUAACUUCCCAAUAUCGUAUGAAUCGGGAGAUAUCGAUGCUUUCCAGUAAAUUAUUCUAUGAAAAUCGUCUUUUAUGUGGAAACGAGGCAGUAUCGAGAAGUUCUCUUGAUAGAACUGGUGAUUACUCUGUCCCAGAAGGUCUCGAUGAACACAUUCGAAAAACUCUCUCUGGAGAUAUAUCAGAUUCAUGUGUUUUCUUGGAUACACAAAGCUCCCUGAACCACUCGAUGCAAUGUAAUGAUGAAGAUGGUGGCGGAAUGAGUAAUGAUGGAGAAGCGAAGAUAAUUUCCGAACUGUGUAAGCGGUUCAUUCAGAGUGGAGUGAAACCUUCUGAAAUCGGAGUAAUGUCUGCAUAUCGGAAACAAGUUGAUCACAUUAAAACUGUUGUUCAGAACGAUUCUCUAGAAGUGAACACGAUUGACUCAUAUCAAGGACGCGAAAAGCGUGUCAUUAUCUGGUCGUUGACAUGGACAGAUAAUUCAUCGAAAAAGAGUGAACUUCUCCGUGACGAGCGACGAAUCAACGUGGCACUCACUCGUGCUCGGCAGAAAAUUGUUGUCGUUGGAUGUAAGAAGAGUGCUGAGUCGAUUCCAGUUCUCUACAGAUUAUCACAAAUGCUCACCAAUAAUCUCACGAUUCCUCAUUAA
Messenger RNA from Caenorhabditis remanei, 3138 nucleotides. RefSeq lists its product as uncharacterized. Gene Ontology annotation, molecular function: 5'-3' DNA helicase activity. The record is from RefSeq and is a predicted model, not a curated record. The transcript has 17 exons. NCBI's taxonomy places the organism in Eukaryota, Metazoa, Nematoda, Chromadorea, Rhabditida, Rhabditidae. Bases 1 to 3138 code for a protein of 1045 amino acids.